Carassius gibelio (silver crucian carp) is the source of this 4410-nucleotide messenger RNA. It is a transcript of the gene adra1aa, whose product is annotated as adrenoceptor alpha 1Aa. The transcript has 3 exons. The record is from RefSeq and is a predicted model, not a curated record. Gene Ontology annotation, cellular component: membrane. Gene Ontology annotation, biological process: adenylate cyclase-activating adrenergic receptor signaling pathway; positive regulation of cytosolic calcium ion concentration; cell-cell signaling. The coding region runs from base 1133 to 2590 and encodes 485 amino acids. Gene Ontology annotation, molecular function: alpha1-adrenergic receptor activity. NCBI's taxonomy places the organism in Eukaryota, Metazoa, Chordata, Actinopteri, Cypriniformes, Cyprinidae.
GUCCACGUCCACGAGAACAGAGGCACCAAAGUUUGUGCGUAAAGGAGGCGGCGCAGCGCGGGGCGACAUGACUCACUCACUGUCAUCUCCUCUGAGAAAUACUGAUGUCCCGAGGACCCUUCUGCUUAAAAUGUGCGCGUGGAAACACAGAACUGCACUUGACUCGCUGAACUUGAGCUCUGCUGUUUCCACAGCGAUGACAGGAGAGAUUAAAACGAUGACCCGGGGACGCGCUGCGUGUCCAUCCAGCCAAACACCUCCGGAUUGAGUUCUCGCGUUCACUGACACGCUGCUGAGGGUUCAUCAGUCUUCAAACCAAACCAGCAUGGCUGCUUUACGAGCAACUCUCUCCUGAUUGAAGCCGGUCGCCUAAAAACUGCGUGACUCACUGAGAACCGCUCUUCAGCCAAAAAUAUCUCCUCAGCAUAUGCCAAAGUGCUUUUAGCUUUGUCCUUGUUAUCCGCUUGGCAACCUCAGUGACACCAGCCAAUGCCAUGCAGACUUUCGAAGCGAAUCUGAUUCUUGAUUGACCGUCAGCAACAUGUGGACUAUUUCCAACCACUGCAGAUGUGCACAAAAAGACAGGAAGCUCUUGUUUCACAAAGUGCGCUAAAACAUUAACAGGGCUUUAUGGUUGUGCAAAGAGAGCUGGGGACACCUUCACACAUCGAUGCAUUAAUCUAAGACGGAUCACUUAUGCAUGGAAACUUCAUUUGUACCUUAAUAGAUCACACAGAUUGCAACAACAGCAUUAGUGUCAUUCACAUUGUUCCAUAUGAUGUUGCAGCUGCAUGAGGUUAUGAACAUGUCAAAACAACCCUUGAAUUUAUGACUUACGACAAAAAAAAUUUACAUUCUCCGCAGCAUAAUAUGUUUAGUUCCUCUUGUUUAUUCCUUCACCCACAGCUAUUUUCCCCAUCGUUAAAAGCCCAUCUAGGAGAAAUGAGAAAUGAGAUACAACAGGUUAAAUUUCAUCAUAUUCCCUCAUUGCAAUGCUGGAAGUGCCCCAGUGUUCUUGCACCACGGCCAAUGCAGAAGUAGUGCUCUCAACAUUUUCUUGGAGAGGAUCCGAUAUUAAGGUGCAAAUCGAACUCACGGCAUCGCUGCAUGCCCAAAAUCAGACCUUUAUUAAAUGCCUGGACGUCUUGAACAGAUGGUUCCCCUCAAAGACAACAUGACUCCGGAGUUGUUCCCUGAAAACUGUACCAACUGCAGCCAGGUUCUCGUCCCGGAGCUGAAUGUCAUAAAGGCUGUCGUUCUGGGAAUGGUGUUGGCGAUCUUCAUCAUUUUUGGUGUUCUGGGCAACAUCCUGGUCAUCCUCUCGGUGGCUUGUCAUCGUAAUUUACGCACAGUGACUCAUUAUUUAAUUGUGAACUUGGCAGUCGCGGACCUUUUGCUGAGCUCUACGGUUCUUCCGUUUUCUGCAGUCUUUGAGAUGUUGGGCCGUUGGAUCUUUGGAAGGACGUUUUGCGAUGUUUGGGCGGCAAUGGACGUCUUGUGCUGUACGGCGUCCAUCAUGAGCUUAUGCAUGAUUUCAGUGGACCGAUAUAUCGGCGUUAGUUAUCCUCUGCAGUACCCGUCCAUUGUGACAGAACGACGGGGGUUGCUUGCACUCAUUGUUUUGUGGGCUCUAUCCAUUACCAUCUCAAUUGGACCUCUUUUUGGAUGGAAGGAACAAGCCCCGGCGGACGAAUCCGAAUGCAAGAUUACCCAAGAACUCGGCUAUGCCAUUUUUUCUGCGUUGGGAUCCUUCUACCUCCCUCUAGUGGUGAUUCUUUCGAUGUAUUGCCGUGUGUACGUGGUCGCGAGGAGGCAGACCCAAGUACUUAUCAGUGGACAGAAAACGGAAAAGUCUGAUCACGCCGCCGAGGCCGUAACUUUGCGGAUACAUCGUGGGAACACAACGGUGUCAGAGGACGAGGCCUUGCACAACCGGACACACUUUGCAUUGCGUCUGCUCAAGUUCUCCCGGGAGAAGAAGGCCGCGAAGACCCUGGGCAUCGUGGUUGGAUGCUUCAUCCUUUGUUGGCUUCCUUUUUUCCUGGUUCUUCCAAUCGGUUCCAUCUUCCCGGAGUACAAACCCUCAGACACAGUUUUCAAGAUCACGUUUUGGCUGGGCUACUUCAACAGCUGCAUCAACCCCAUCAUCUACCCCUGCUCCAGUCAGGAGUUUAAGAAAGCCUUCCUGAGCGUGUUGGGAGCCCGCUGCCUCCGCAAGAGAUCCACGCCGUCCCACGCGAUCUACCAGAGCCACAGUCACCGACACGGCCAGCUUCAGAUCCUCGGCCUGACGAGCCGAGACAACCCGUCCCGCCUGAGCCCGUCCUCCUCCAUCGCUCUGUCCCGCAGCCCGUCCUCCCGGGACGGCCGGGAAUGGCAGGCCCCUUCCCAGACAUCAUCGGUGGGGGCGACCGGGGUCAGCGUGGGAGCGAAAGUGGCGGGAAUGUGUGGUAAAAACCUGCUGAGGACAUGCUGCUGCGUGAGAAUGGAUCCUCCGCAGCCCGAGCCGCCCGAGCCGCCAGCGCAGAACUCGCUUCCCGUCAUCAAAAUCCACCAGCUCUCGCUGUGUGAGGACGGGGAUGCGGUGUGAAGGAGCACGCUGGGGAAAUCACUCCACACACGCUGGCUGUGAUGCCACUUUGCCAGCUGACAGGGCCUUAGACUUGAGAACACAAACUGAUGAAGAAAAGCGAGCUUUCGAUUGAAACGAUCAGCGAUGGGAACAUUGAAAGCUGCUGCAACAGUGUUGAUGCUUCAUAAAGGCACGGAUCAGCUUUACAUGAAAUCUCUGUCUUUAUUUAUUCACUAUCAUGUUGUUCUAAACCUGUCAAUGAACUGAAAUGCAAAGGAGAUUUUGCAGCUUCAACAGAGGGGAGUGCAUGCCUGUAAAUCUCAUUUGGAGCAGUUUGAACCUUCAGACAAAGUAUACAGUAGAUAUAAAACAGUUAAUUUGUGUAUUUUUUUGUUAUGCAUCAUAUUUUCUACAUCUGGCAUUUAUGGCUUAUAUAGUAUGAUAUAGAAAAAUAUGGAGCUCAUACUCGAGGUGAAAAAAAACAAUUUUAUUCAGAGGCCCAAGCUGAGCAAAAACGUGCAAUUCAUGUGCAAGUCACUUUAUCUCCCGAUGUCUUAGUUAGAUGAUAUUUUAAAGCGUUGGUUUAUGAUCAAAGCUCUUUAAUUUCAAAACAUAUAAUGCAAUGCAAUACAAUGAUGAUUGAGAGAUUUGUAAGAGCCUGAUGAUCAUAUUUGAUACUCACAAUUCAACAUGAUUAAAAGAAAAAUGAUUUAUGGAUAAUAAAGUAAGGCCAUACUUCUUGAAAUAUUACUAAAAAUACAAAAGCUUUUCUUAUAUUUACUUCCCAGAAAUCAGAACAGAUUUCAGAACAAAAUGCUAAUUUCAUGAGCUGAAAGAGGAUAUUUGUAUUAUUUUACUGAAUAAAAGUCUAAACCAUCAGAUAGAUGACCGAAGGCAUGUAGCAGAGUGUGUACAAGGUUUUCAGCAGCUUUGAUCAUGUUGAUCAUAAUAUAUUACUGUAUGCUUUAGGGUUAAACUGACUAUUCAUCAGACAAAUCAAUCACAUUCUUCAGAAGGUGUUGAAUAUAACGCACAAAAAUAGACUAUUUUAUGUUGCUUCUAUUGUAUUUUUUGAGCUUGAUAAACACAGUUGCUGUGACCUCUCACUGUUUUAUGUUUUUAGGUUUGGAAUAACAUGAAGUGUGAACAAAUAAUGACAGAAAUGUAAUUUUUUUAAUGAACUAUUACUUUAAAAGGAGGAUGUUCGCUUGGACAUUAUAGUGGACAUCAUUCUGCAUGGAUCUGUGAUGAUAAAUAUACCAGCAUUUGUUUUGUUUUUUAAUUGACUUCAGUUUUAUUUUAACAUGUCUAAUGAGUGGUAUAUUAUAUAUGAGUGAAACUUCUAUUUUUGGCUGUUUGUUCUCCAGUUCAUAUCUUCUUCAUUCAGUUCUCAGAAAUUGCACUACAGUUAAUGGGCAUGGGCUGUUUGCAUUGAGUAUGAUUCAAAAACCCAUUUCGCCUGAUGAUUAAUCGUGGAACCGUAUUGAACUGGGUAUUGAUCGUAUAAGUGUUUUUGUGAUAAUCCUGCUUUGGUCGCUAAAAAAAUGAUUCCACAUCAACAUCAGAUACAGCUUUCCGUGUGUUUCACUUUGGGACCAACCAUGUCCCUUCCCAUAAGUUGUGUUCUCAUUACUAUGACCUCAGAAAUACACAAAUUUCCUUGUGAUAUUGAUACUUGACCAUAACAAAGAAUAUGUAAUGACCUCAAAAUGACCAACUUAUGUGGCUUAAAUGCCUUCUAACAAGUGGCACUUUGUUAUUGUGUUUCUUUCUCAAAUGAAAGAAAACCAAAUGAUUCCAAAACAGAAAUACCCAAUAAAAAAAUGACUGCAUCAUAA